AGUUAGCACCGACCCAAAUGAGCAGGAAACAGGAAAUGUUCAGGUUUCAGGGAGGCUGAAGCCCAGCGCAGCAUCAUGCCCGGGCGGCGAGCUGACAGGAAGGCUCCCCGGGCUGCCCUCGCCUUUGCCCUGGUGAUCACGCUCCUUCCCACCAGCCAGGCUCGGGAAAAAAACAUGACAGUUCUGAAGACAGCAAAUGAAGACCCAUUGGCCAGUCCCUAUUUCUCUGAGGAAACAGAACAGUCAGCAGAAAUGCCCCUGGAAGAGGAAAACAGAGAUGAAGCUUUUCAUAUUCAAACUGCAUUUGUUGCCGUGACCACGGGAGCAUUCAUGGCAAAUUCAAGUUUUGGCGACAUUGAUGAGGAUGAAAAUCAGUUGGAGUUUGUAUUAAUGGUGUUGAUCCCACUGGUUUUAUUUGCUCUCUUAUUUUUAUCAGUGAUAAUCCUUGUAAUACGCUAUAAAAGAAAAAGGACCAAACAAGAGCCUUCCAGCCAAGGAUCUCAGAGUGCCUUACAGACGUGUGAACUGGGAAGUGAAAACAUCAAAGUCCCCAUUUUUGAGGAAGACACGCCCUCUGUUAUGGAAAUCGAAAUGGAAGAGCUUGACAAGUGGAUGAACAGCAUGAAUAGGAAUGCUGACUGUGAAUGUUUACCUACUUUAAAGGAAGAAAAGGAAUCAAACCACAACCCAAGUGACAAUGAAUCCUGAAACUGAAUGGUGCUAAUGUUUUCCAAGAGAAGCAGCCCCGGAGGGAGCCCGCCGAGCCUGCCAACAGAGGGUGAAGAGGAUGCGAAUUUAAUUAAUUUCAAAUCGACGUAGACACGAGAACCUUUUGCUGUUUCUUCCAACGCCCACUCUUCCUAAUGAUGGCAUCACCUGUCCUUGGAAGAAUGCACGAUUGAGAAGCACUGGGAAGAGGCUUGGCUGCCGUCCAGGGUGGCCUCUGAGGAAAGGAGGAGCCACGUGGUCUUCACCUCUCAUCAGGGCCACUUCCCUCCUCUGGGCCAGCCUUCACGCUGCCUGUAUUCAUUCUGGCCAGCUCUCUCGGUCUUUGUUAUCUUUCUGCUUCGUUCCUUGGAGUUUAAAUCAGGAAGCUGUUUCAUAUAUGGCUUCCUUCUGGGUCACCUUAUUACCUAAUUAGCUCUGGAUAAUUUCCUCUGAUUAGUCAAGUCCUCUGAUAGGUCAUCUGCGUUCGGCAGGAACUUUCCUCCAGGCGAGUUACAUCAUGGAAAAGACAGAAAACAAAGCGAGUGUUUCACUGUACACAUCAUCCCAGGGGCUCGGUAAGCUCAUCUACCUGCCCAGAAGGUGUACUGAGAGAGUCCACCGUCCAAAGGAGAUGCUGUUUGGUGCCUUGUGGACUCUGAGCUGACCAGACCCCUUGGGACCUUCUCAGAGGAACAGGAAUCUUCAGUGAGAGAGCAAAGUGAUUUCCUUCUCAGCUAAAAUCACCUGCUUGUUCACGUUUCCCAAAGCGCAUUCUUGCUCUCACCACACCUCCCUUGCCCGUGGUAUGUGAAUAGGACACGUGCACAGGGGGAUCGGCUGUCAGCCUUCUAUGUUUCUGAGAUCUUUACGGUCAUUUGAAACAAACAGAAUAGGAAUAGGAAACACCUGCGUGUGUGGCUGAUUUCACUCAGUGCACUUUCCGGUCAAGCUGGGACAAGCCCCGCAUCCUUCUCGAUGCAGCUGUCCAGGAGGCCACUAUCAGUCCAUCAGAGAGGACAUUCUCCACCGUCUUUGGUGACACCCUUUACAAGAAGCAAUGGUGCAGAGGGCAGAAGGGCCUGCUUUCAUUCCCAUUCACGUACAAUCAAUCCUCAUUUCAUCCUGAAUUUUCUACUCCUGACCUUUAAAGCAGUCUAGCACACUGGGAGUCCUCAGGUCUUCUACAACAGCUAUUUUAUUCCAGGAAAGAAGUAAAGAAUGAAAACUUUAUUUAUUUUCCUCUCUACAUAUAAACUGAGGAGAGAUGAGGUUCACCAAACAUUUGAUGCUGAUUUUGGGGUCUUGAAAGUCUGCCUUAAUGUGUAACAAAAACUGCCCCUCUCCUCCCUUUUGGAUCCUUCUGGCAUACACGCCUUCUGAACUGUGCCCAUAGUUUUAAAGGCAGAGUUCCAAAGCCAGGGAGAUCUUUCCACACAAUGAAAGAAAACUAUCUGGUUGUGUUUAACCACUGCUAUUCUGCUAUCCUGAGACUUCACAGAGCUUUGGUAAAAGAGUCUUCGUGGUAUAUAAUUUCAACAGAUUUGUCUGUCAUAGUCUCCUUAGCACAUCCUAAUAUGGCAUUUUUGAAGAACUUCUGUUCUGCACAUUCAUAUUCCACUGUGGUCCACAAUGACUCCCAGAUAUUUAUGCCAAAAUUGCCAUUUUUCUGAAUCAUCGUUUCUGCCUAUUUUGUUGCUUUGUUUCUUCUCAACAUUUUGGCUCUCAGAAGAGUCUCAGAUUGCUUCUUUCUCUCUCCAGGUAUCCAAGAUUUUUGGUGAACACGGAGGCUUGUAAAUUUUAUCCAAGACUAUCACAUACUGUGACUUUAGAAGUUUAGAGAUCCAGAAGGGGUCUUGGAAUCUCAUGUUGAUGAAACAAUAUUUUAUGAUAUGAUAAAAAUAUUCUCAUUCGGUAUUUAAAAUCAUGUCAAAUUCCAGAAGAAGCAAGUUUCAGCAGCAUGUCAUUCAAUUUAUGUCUGAAAAAUGUACCAACCUCUAUAACUGCACAGUAUAGAAACCAUUUUUUUAAAGGUAGUUUUUUCUGGCAAGAUGUAUGAACCAAAGCAGUGAAGGGUCAAUCCUAGCACCCUAUAUCUUGUGUUACUGUUCAAUCAAUAGGUAUCAUAUAUUUAUGAUAAUUUUAAGACUUGCUUUUAAACUCAAAGUUAAUUUUAUGUUUCAGAUUAUUGUUUGUAAACAUCUAACAAAUUUUCUCUUAAUUGGCUAGCCAAUCAGAACAAAAUCUGACUUCAGAAUAUUUUAAAGAUAUGUUAAGUGUCACUGCAUGUUUUGGACAUUUUAAGCAAACCAGGUUAACAAUAUUGUCGAGCCAAACUUCUCAGGAAACUUGUUUUAAUAAAUAUGUAAGAAUAUCAACCUGUUACCCUUAA
This is a messenger RNA of Callorhinus ursinus (northern fur seal), 3097 nucleotides long. It is a transcript of the gene TMEM154, whose product is annotated as transmembrane protein 154. The record is from RefSeq and is a predicted model, not a curated record. NCBI's taxonomy places the organism in Eukaryota, Metazoa, Chordata, Mammalia, Carnivora, Otariidae.